Messenger RNA from Peronospora matthiolae, 708 nucleotides. The record is from the annotation of a GenBank genome assembly. NCBI's taxonomy places the organism in Eukaryota, Oomycota, Peronosporomycetes, Peronosporales, Peronosporaceae.
AUGACGUGCUCCAAGAAGUUCAUGCGGAACUACAAGGGGUUUGACGCUGUGGAUGUCCAUCUCGCGGAUGACGGAAUCGUCCAAGCAAUCGGCAGUGGGGACAUUGUCAUGUCGAUGAAGACACCCCAAGGGAUGAAGAAAGGUGUGCUCACAAACGUGUGGCACAUCCCAAAGUUAUCCAGAAACCUGUUCUCGGUCGGCCGCUUCACCAAGGAUGUCGGCCCAGUGACGUUCACGAAGGAUGGGUGCUAUGGAGAAGCGAAAGGGACCAAGUGGAAAAUUGGUGCCCGUGAAGGUAAAGGACUGUUCAAGCUGCAAAUGACUCCAGUGGCGCCGGAACAAAGCAAAUGCAGCCAAGUCGUCGGGAUGUCAAGGGGGCACCAAGUCGUACCUCUGGCACCUUCGGCUUGGCCACAUAGGUCACGAUGGACUCAAUUGCAUCGUGACGAAGAACGUGGAAUUGGCAUCGACAUAUCUUCGGUGAAGAAGUGGGACGUGUGUGAAGGUUGUGCUCUGGGAAAACAGACUCGAGUGCGCUUCCAAUCAAACACUACAGCUCGCACCUCCAAACUCCUCGAAGUGAUUCACAGCGACGUAUGCGGACCGAUGUCGAUGGCAACUUUCAGUGGAAAACGAGCAAAUCUGAAGUUGCGGCGAAGUUCAUGGAAUACGCUGCGAUGGCCGAAACGCAAACCGGAAAGCGCGUGA